AAAUUGAUGAUAACGUACAUAGUCAAUUCCACGAAAUAUGACUUCCUUCCGAUUUUGCUGCAAUGAUUACCUCCGGACCGAAGUUAUGUUAUUUCUUUCGAAUUAUUGAAAGGAAAGCCGGAAACUCCCGGAAGUAACGGACCGUAAGUAGACGGGAAACUGGACACUACAAUCACAUCGGACGUAAAGAUCAGAGACAGAAAAAGUCUUCUAGAUACAACUUAAUUUUUGGGAACUUUUCACGUUUCUAUGGGUUUUGAAACGUCGUAAGAUGCGAAGAAAAACUCACAGAUGGCUUGGUAAGCUUUCAAGCCGAAGUACUGACUAACUUCGCUAUGUUUCUGCGGGCGAAGAGAAAGGACAAGAAGAGUGACUCAGCCCCUUCUGUUAGCCCUGGCCAUCAAAUUAUUCAACCAGAAGACCUAAUUAUUGUGCAAGGAUUAGGUGAAGGGCAGUAUGGUAUUGUGGAGCUGGGAAAGUGGAAACCACCAAAUGCAAAAGAUGAGAUACUAGUGGCAGUCAAAUCCAUCAAGGAUACUGGAGAAGAACAGCUAAGAGAGGUUCUUAUGGAAGUGAAUACUAUGCAACGACUCUCUCAUGAUAACAUAGUAAAAUUGUUUGGUGUUACUCUUCCUUCAAGAGAUACAGAACAACUUAAGCUGAUAACAGAAUAUGCCGCUUAUGGUUCUCUGGAAGAUAACCUUCUGAAAAAAGAAAGGGAUAUAUGCCUGGUGUCUUCUUUCUGUAAAUUUGCCAUGCAAGUGGCACAUGGAAUGAACUACCUGGCCAAACAGAAUUUAGUCCAUCGUGAUUUAUCAGCAAGAAAUAUUCUGGUCUUUACACCAACUUUGGUGAAGGUAAGUGACUUUGGUUUGGCGCGAUCACUAGAAGGAAGAGCUGCACAGAUCACAGUUCACAGAAAGAUGGCAAUUGCUUGGUUACCACCAGAGGCUAUAAUGGAGAAUCAGUUUAUGCUUUCAAGUGAUGUGUGGAGUUAUGGGAUCACUCUUUGGGAGAUGUUUUCCUUUGGUCAAACGCCUUGGGCUGAAAUGUCACCUCUGCAGAUCAAGAUGAUGCUUGUGAAUGAACCAGACAAACAUCUUCUAAAACCCGAUGCAUGUCCAGAUGGAUUUUAUGACGUCAUGUUAAGCUGUUGGAAGCGUGAUGCAAAAGAAAGACCACCAUUUGAGGAAAUUUUCGAAAGAGUAUCAAAAUUACAGCCCAAAGAGGCAAUAACAAAAGUCACACACAACACUAAGGAGGAGGGCCAUCUCAGUUACAAGAAUAAAGUGAAAGUGACAGUCAUCAGAAGAAUAGAGGAUGGUAUGCUGUAUGUUGAAAGUGAAUUUGGUAAUAUUGGGUUGGUACAUGAGAAGAAUUUGGACUUCAACAAAAAAGCCCUGCAAAGACAUGCAAGUAACAAUCCGACGAAUAAUAUCGGCCGACCAUUUAACUUUUCAAGAAAAGACCCCAAACAAGCGUUCAGCCACUUGCAAAAGGAUGCCGCCGCCACUCCUGGGAAAACAAUCACUGGGGUUGUAGAGGACAGUGGCGCUAAAAAUUUGAUGGACUUUGGAGACGAUAUAGCACGCGACCCCACAAAUCCGCUUAGUCCAGAUCGUUCCUCAGGUCACCCAGGCAUAAAUCAUGGGAAUAUGCCUCAGGCUACCACUGCUAAGCGAUGCCCUAAAUAUAUUUCCAUGAGUGGCAGGAAGCUUGCCCCAGAAUGUGUUCCUGAGGAAACGCUGAGUUUGGAGGAAGAUUAUAUGAGUAUGGACCAUCAGAAUCGUGUUCCUCAAGGCACUAAUGGCGGUGAAUAUGCUAUGCUCAAGGAGGACGCAAGGCCGUCACCGGGGACACAUUUAGAAUCAGAAGCUCAUGGAUUGGAAACCGAAGUGGAAUACGCUAUUCCAUAUUCAACACGUAAGGACAGAAGUGGUUUGACAGUUAAUCCUUCACACGGGCUUUCAUUAAGCUGGAAUCAAAGUGCUGGUACGCACACGCUCGAAAUUCCUCCUCGUCUAGACCCUCACACCAACACAAUAAAUACCACAGGAGCCAGUACAAGCUUCCCUUCUGAGAGAGAAUUAUCCUCUAGCCCUUUUGGAACAACACCGAGGAAGAAACCUGUUCCAACCCCGAGAAAAAAGAAAUCUCAAUCAGCUUCCGAUGAUUUUUCAGAUACAAAUCGAAUGGAUGAUACAAAUUCUUCUGAUACCAAUGACGAUUUUCCCAGACGUUCCAAUUCAGAGAGUAGUUAUACUCCAGUCACACAAAAUGGAACCCAUGAGUCCCCUUAUAAAAAGGUACCUCCUCCAGUUCCUGUUCCAUAUCAUUGCUCAAAACGCAUGCCAAAAACGAUUGAAGAUCGUAGUAAUGAAGUGGGUCUCGGCGAAAUUGCUGAGCUGAGCCUGGAAGGACGGCCAGAUGUGGGAGAUGAAGACGAGAACGAGUUUCCGUUAGACCUGCAAGACCUGCGGUGGCAAGCAGAUUUAAGGUCUGAGCAACCAGUGAAGAACAAACAUUACAUCACUAUCAAAACUCCUGUUCCCAAUGGGGAAUCCUUUACAUUUCCGAAUCCACAAGGUCAAGAAUUGUGUAGCGGGCCCCAAACUGCUACUUCAACGGUCGAAGGUUCUCUUGGCGCGGCCUUUAAUGACUAUCUAACACAAGAUCACGUGUACGAGAAUGCUAAAACGUUAAAGCCGUCACCAGGUAACCCAAGAGAUCUUUCACCCAAUGGAGAGGGUAAUUUUGAGGAUACUCAACCAAUUUACGACAAACCACUCAAUUUACCGAUGCCACCAGAAAUUCCACCGCAAGUCUUAAACCAGCCCCCACCAUCCCCCAAUGAUCUCUUUGGUGGACCUAACCACCAACCUCCCGUCUUUGCUGGCUGGGAGAAUGCGCCGGGUACGAAUGAUUGGCCCUACGGCGUCGAACACAUGAAUGCAGUGAACCAACCUCCAAUUUUGACUGCCCAAUUUGAUGAAUCACACGAACCAUUCAAUCCUGUUGGACCUGCCAACCCAGUUCAACCUGUUGAUCCAGCUACCCAACCUGAUGAUCAAGUUCAAACUGCCGAGGAAGGGACAUAUGGGGAGGAAAGUGAUGGAAGGAUACGGGAGAUUCGCCAGGUCUGUGGGGAAGAGUUAGCUCGAGACUGGUGUUAUGCAGCUCUGUUACAGUAUCAAGGCGAUGUGGAACAGGUUGUUCGAAUGGCCAAAACACAAAAACUAUCCAAAAUUACCGGCAAAUCUGAGGGGUUUUGUGAAAGAACUUUGACACACUGUUCUUGGAAUUUAAAUCGUGCAGCUGAAUACAUUAUUGAAAACUUUGAGAACAAAGAGGUAUGAACCUUCUUCUGAGGUAGGGUGAAUUUUUGCUAACUGAGCUCAGUUAGUGGGAAUUCUCUUCACCGUUAAUCACAUUCUUCACUGGAUAAUUUGUACCAUCCAGUGCGUUUGUUGCGUUGAUAUUCAAUUCAAAUGUAGACCCGUUUACUCUUUAGCUCUCAGAAGCGAUUAACUCUUUCACUCCCAAGAUCUCAUGAGUAAUUCCUCACUGUACGCCCUAUAGUUCUUAUGAUGUUAGUUAGGAGAAUUUGGUUUAAGGUUAAGUUUAAGUUUAAUUUAUUCGCCACAGGAAUGGUAG
Molecule: messenger RNA, 3654 nt
Organism: Stylophora pistillata
Lineage: Eukaryota; Metazoa; Cnidaria; Anthozoa; Scleractinia; Pocilloporidae
Biological process (GO): protein phosphorylation; cell surface receptor protein tyrosine kinase signaling pathway; positive regulation of kinase activity
Cellular component (GO): signaling receptor complex; plasma membrane
Molecular function (GO): transmembrane receptor protein tyrosine kinase activity; ATP binding
Source: RefSeq, a predicted model, not a curated record